Messenger RNA from Paramecium tetraurelia, 2187 nucleotides. RefSeq lists its product as uncharacterized. Lineage: Eukaryota; Ciliophora; Oligohymenophorea; Peniculida; Parameciidae. The record is from RefSeq and is a predicted model, not a curated record. The transcript has a single exon.
AUGAAAAACUUUAUUGGAAGGGCCCCUUCGUCCAAAAAAGUUUAAUCAUAUCCAAUAACUUUGUUGGAUGGUACAAGUUCAAUGAAUUUUGAAUACGAUGAGAUUUUGAAGGCUCACAAAAAAAAUUUCGAUGACCUCAACGACUAACAAUUAAAAAUUCAAUUCACAGAAGACGUCCAUGAUUUUGAGCCUUUUAUGGCAGCUGGGUCAGGUGACAUUACUAAAGCAUUCAAAUAUGUUUUAAACAAAUUGUUGUCUGAAUAGUUUCCAUAACAUAUAGUAAUUAUCUUUAUAAGUGAUGGCGAUGAAAAAUUCGUUUUGGAUGAACUUGAAGACCUGAUUAAAAAAAUUAAGGAAAGAAAUUAUUAAAUUUAAUUUGUUUCAAUAUCAAUAGGAAAAUGGUUUCCAAAUACAAUCUCAAAUCAAUUGAGAGCAAAACUUCAUAAUACAGAAUUUAUUGAACCUAUUUAUCAUCAUGAUAAAAACCCAGAACGCACAGAGGAAGAAAUGUUUAAUUUUUUUGACAUCACUUUUCAAACUAUUAGAUCUUAAUCUUUAGUGUACUAAGACAUAUUGGAGACAGAUAAGGAAGUAAAAUUGACAUUAAUUUCUAAUCCUUAAAAUACCUUACCUGCUGGAGCACUAUUUGUUUCUGAAGAGUAAGUUUGCAUCAAUGGUUAACCAAUCGAAACUUCAAAUGAUAUAAGAGAUAAGAAAGAAAUAUUAGUGAAAUCUGCUCAAUAGGCAUUGAUCUUAUUUGCAAGUGAUGUUGAUGAAAAAGCAUUAGAAAAUUUUUAAACAAUUAAGGAUUUUUCUGAUGAAGUAGUAAAUGAAGCGAAAUAAAACAAUCAAAAUUAGGGAUAGACAGAACAGGAGUAAAAGCUUGACAUUCAGUUUAAUAAUGUUGUGCGAAUCGUUAACUAAUUUGCAGAUGGAGAUGUUGAUAUAGAUCAAUGCACUCCCAAUACUUUAACAGAUUUAUAAGCUAAAUUAGCAGAUCCUAAUGCUUCUGCUAGUAUUUAACUGAUAUCACAAUAGAUAUCAAUUAGUGAUAAUGGAAAAGAAUUAGAACCUGACAAUAUUAAUGCAAUACAAAAGAAAAAAUUAAAAAAUGUUGGGUGUUAUGCUAGAGCCCAAGCUAAAAGGAAAUAGAUUCAAUAAUUAGAAUAAACUUAUGAGUCUGCAUAAAUCACAAUGGCCAAAGAAAUCAUAAUUAAUGGAUUAAAAAAAUAUAAGUCGUUAUUCACUCAAAAUUAAAAAUAGCAAGAUGUUCGUGAAAUUCUUAUUGAAUACUAUAAAUCCACUCUUAUUGAGCUUGAUUCAGUUUUUGAAAGAGUCUAAUUGGCUAAUGUCGAUGAAGAAUCAUAUGAUCUAUUAAAGGAGCUAAAUCUGAUGAUGAAGGAAAUUGAUUCAGUUAGACACAUUAAGAAAGCCUUGCCUCCAAUGGAAGCUAAUAAAAUUCUUGAUAAUGUAUUAGUUCAUGCAGGCAUUGGCAUAUAAUAAUCUAUGGCAAUUCCAGAGAUCAAUGAUGAAUUUGAUUUUCUCCCUGAGUCACUUAAAUCUCAAAUUAGACCAGAAAAUGAUGACAGGGAGAAUUUUGUCGUUGCCAUUUUUGACAACAAUGACUCUAUGAAAAAUGAAAUAGAUUCAGCUAUUAAGAAUUUUAAUUAAGAAUUCCCUUAAAAAACCAUUAAGUUAUUUUGGUAAAACACAAAAUUUUCUUUAUUUGAUUCCCAAUAAUAAUAUACAAGCUUAGUUGAUAUAUUUAAUGAGUUUGAAUAGAAGAACUAUGCUUUGAAGACUAAAAAAAUCUGUAUCUGUUUGAUCACUGAUGGUUUGAAUGAUUAUGCUAAAUUGCAUAAACAACUGAAAAACCUUAAGCCAAAUAGAUAUCUCAUUAAACUAUCAUAUGUUACUAUAGGUUCAUCUUUUCACUUUUAAAUAACCAAUGAGCUAGAUAGAAUGAUGUAGAGCAGGAAUCUUAAAGGUAGACCUUUAGUAUUAAAUGUGCCAAGGUAGAAGACUGUUGGAAAUCUUAAAGGCUAAAUAUCUUAAUUAACCAAUUCUACAACAGCUCUCAAUAUAGAUUCUCAUUUUGCAAAGCGAUUCUAGGAUUUGAGAAAUCAUCUCUUCCCUUAAGUCUAAGUUGAGAAGCAUUAAUGGAAUAACAAAAGUUAGAUAUAUUGA